Aspergillus puulaauensis is the source of this 1866-nucleotide messenger RNA. RefSeq names its product flavin-containing monooxygenase. Gene Ontology annotation, molecular function: NADP binding; N,N-dimethylaniline monooxygenase activity; flavin adenine dinucleotide binding. Bases 1 to 1866 code for a protein of 621 amino acids. Lineage: Eukaryota; Fungi; Ascomycota; Eurotiomycetes; Eurotiales; Aspergillaceae. The transcript is spliced from 3 exons. The record is from RefSeq and is a predicted model, not a curated record.
AUGGCAGCAGUCAAAACGGCCGUGGUCAGCCAGACCGAGAUCCUCGACAGUCCGUACAACAAGCCAACUACGGUUCCGCCUCCACCCCCGGGUCUGCCUCCAACUCAGACUGAUCAGAUUCCUAUCCUGGCGUCGCAUGAGAAUAAAAGUGCGGAGGAAGCUGGAAGCAAACCAGCCUUUCGCCUUGAAGAACACCCCAUCGAUCAAGUCCGACCGAUUAAAGUGGGCGUCAUUGGAGGCGGAUUGGCGGGGAUUACGGCGGGGAUCCUCCUCCCUGCGAAACUGCCUGGCUUGGAUUUACGGAUUUAUGAUAAGAAUGCGGAUCUGGGCGGAACGUGGUAUGAAAAUACAUACCCGGGAGUAAGAUGUGAUAUCCCGGCGCAUGUGUACCAAUCGAACUUUGAGCCGAAUACGCGCUGGACGGAGGAGUUUGCGCAGGGGCAUGAGAUCCGGGAUUACUGGCAGGGUGUUGCGAGGAAAUAUGAUGUGUACAAGUACGUGCGCGCACAGCAGCAGGUUGAGCGCACGGAGUGGUUUGCGGAGAAGGGGAAGUGGAGGGUGACUGUGCGCGAUUUGAAGGAGGAUAGGGUAUACGAAGAGGAGCUGGACGUUGUCCUCAACGCCAUCGGUCACUUCAAUGCGUGGAAACUACCGGACUACCCCGGUAUCAAAGACUUCAAGGGACCUCUGUUCCACUCGUCCAACUGGAAUCACGACGUCGACGUAAAGGGAAAACGCGUCGCGUUGAUUGGGAACGGUGCAUCAGGGCUGCAGGUCCUCCCAUCCAUCCAACCCAUCGCCGCACACGUCGACCACUACGCACGCAACCGCACCUGGAUCGUCGACUCCUUUGGCACAGUCGGCGUACGCCGUCUCGAGCCGAACCUGAUUCCAAAGGAUCAGAUCGAGUCCUUCGAAGACCCGGAUACGUACCUGGCGUACCGCAAGUCCGUGGAAGGCGGGUACUUCUCGCGCUUCGGUGCUAUCUUCAAGGACUCCCCUAUCAAUGCGAACCUCCGCGAGCAAUGGAGCGAGCUCAUGCUGGCUCGUAUCAAGGAUAAGCCCGAGCUCGCUGAUAAAAUCAUCCCGGACUUCCCUCCUAAUUGCCGCCGACCUACACCCGGACCAGGAUACCUCGAGGCCCUGACGAAGGAUAACGUGAGCUAUAUCCAGACACACAUCGACCACUUCACACCAACGGGAAUCGUCACGAAAGACGGAACAGAACGCCCGGUCGAUAUCGUGGUCUGCUCCACCGGCGCAAACGUCGACCACGCACCCCCCUUCUCGAUCCUCGCCAACGGGCUAGACUUGAAGACCGCCUGGAAGCACGGCGGCCAUUACGGGUUUCCGUACAACUACCUCGGCGUAGCAACGCCGGGAUUCCCAAAUUUCCUCUGGAUAGGCGGUCCCAAUGGCCUGGGCCACGGCGGGACCGUACCCAACAGCGUCGAGAACCAGGUUACGUAUAUCGCCAAGGUACUGCGGAAAUUCCGCUCGCAGGGGCUUAAAUCGUUUGUGCCCUCCAAGGCAGCGACGGACGAUUUCCUGGAAUACUCGGACCAGUUUUUCCCGCGGACGGUGUGGACGGAUAACUGCUCGUCGUGGUAUAACGGCGGCAGACCGGGGGCGCGGAUCCACGGCUUGUUUCCGGGGAGUGCGGCGGCGUUGAAUUAUAUACGGCGGGAUCCGAGAUGGGAGGACUUUGAGUUUACGUAUUUGAAUCCGAGUGGGAAUCGGUUUGGGUAUUUUGGGAAUGGGUGGACGAGGAGGGAGACGGAGGAGGGGGAGGAUCUGACGCCGCAUUUGAAACGGCCGCAGGAUAUUGAUUUGAGGACUUAUCUGGAGACGUGGGUGGAUGUUUGA